AUGACAGUCUUUUUUGCCCCGCGUGCCGCCAGUCUUCAGAAGUGGUGGAAUUGGCUGGCCGUUUUACCAACAUCCAAUUUUCUAUGCCACAGGUCAUCGCCGGGUCCAGAUAAGAUGGUCCGGAAAAGCGAAGAACAAGAGGAAGCAGAGCUGGCUCUGCUUUCUAGUGAGGAUGAUUCGGCUUCCAUCACCGAUCUCGACGAUCUCGAAGCGAACCGAAAAGACGAACCGAUCAUCAACCAAAACACAGAAAUAGAAUAUCAGACACCGACAACGGUGAAAUUCAUAUGGCUAACAUGCUACUUCGGCUUCAGCAUGGCGCUGACGAUAUACAACAAAUUGGUUCUUGGAUCGUUCAAAACACCUUGGCUCUUGACCUGCCUCCACACAUCAUUUAGCACACUCGGCACAUUCAUUAUGUUGAAGAUGGGAUACUUCAAACUGUCUAAGUUGGGUCGCAAAGAGCAUAUGAUAUUGGUGGCAUUUUCAUUUCUAUUUACGAUGAAUAUCGCCAUGUCGAACCUCUCACUAUCUCUUGUUUCGCUCGCUUUCUUCCAAAUUAUUCGCAAUACUGUACCUCUAUUUACCGUCUUGAUCUAUCGCCUCUGGUUCUCAAGAACGUAUGCGACGGGCACCUAUCUAUCAUUGAUCCCAAUCGUCGCGGGCGCUGGAAUGUGCACUGCAGGGGAUUACCAUUACUCCUUGCUUGGCCUAAUCGUCACGAUUUCGGGCGUGGUUUUGGCAGCGGUGAAGACCGUCACUACAAACCGCCUCAUGACCGGUUCCCUAAAGCUUCCCUCCAUGGAACUUCUUUUUCGAAUGGCGCCUCUCGCUGCGGUUCAAUCGUUUUUAUUUGCGAUCGUGGCAGGCGAAUUGCCUGUCCUAUCUCAAGCCAUGUCUGAGCGCACGGCCGAUGGUUCAGUCCUUCGUACCAUGUGCACCGUUGCAUUCAUCCUCGGAAAUGGACUACUUGCGCUUGUGUUGAACAUCGCCUCGUUCCAAACAAACAAGAUCGCUGGUGCGCUUACUAUUACGGUGGCUGGAAAUCUGAAACAGGCCAUCACGCUAGCACUUGGAAUUAUCGUAUUCGGAGAUUUUGCUAUCAAUCUCCUUAACGGGAUGGGCAUUUUCUUUGUUCUUGCUGGAUGUGCAUUCUUCAGCAAGGUUGAGUUGGAUUCGAAGAAGCGUGCGGCUUCUUCAUAAUAGUAUAUUCU
Messenger RNA from Penicillium subrubescens, 1214 nucleotides. RefSeq lists its product as uncharacterized. The record is from RefSeq and is a predicted model, not a curated record. The transcript has 4 exons. The coding region runs from base 1 to 1203 and encodes 400 amino acids. NCBI's taxonomy places the organism in Eukaryota, Fungi, Ascomycota, Eurotiomycetes, Eurotiales, Aspergillaceae. Gene Ontology annotation, cellular component: Golgi apparatus. Gene Ontology annotation, molecular function: antiporter activity.